AUGCAGGACGCGGCAGAGGCACCCCUUUCCUGGCAGGUCGACGAGCAGGACCCAGCAUUGCGCUGUCCGCCGAUCGUGCCACCGAGAGGUACCGCGGUGACUUCUGGUGUCGAGUUGACUCCCACUGCUGCUGCAAGCGCAGGAGUGUCUUCGAUGGGCUCGGGAUUCUUGACAGGAAAUGCUCCUGCAUCAGGAGACAUUGACAAGGCCACAGCAAAGUCAGUGGAGAGCAAGUUGCCCAAAGUCGUGGGACCUCGUGUUAUUGCGGGCCCGGGCGUCAUUGCGCCGAAGGUCCCCAUGAACCCGAUCAAGCCGUCAACAGAGACGCCUGUCCCAACAGUUAGUGUGCCUCUGCCAGCCGCAGCAGGUGCGACAGUCCAGGUUCGCCCGGAAAUGCCACUGUUGCAGCCGCGUGGCAUGCAGCUCAAAUUGGCCAGAGGAGCAGUGCCGACAGUGCCAAUUAGUGGCACAGGUCCAAGCGCUUCGUCCUCCGCCACCACCCCGGCAACUACAUCAGCAACCACUGCGCCAUCUCCGGCCGCCGUGGUACCUCGCGCUGCGGGAAUGGCCGUACCACCGCGCAUGCCCACUGCGCCGGUUCAACCGGUUCGGGGGCCUCAGCCGCCAAAGGCUCCUCCGCCGGCGGGGCUUGUCAACAAAGUGGUACAGUCAACAACUGCUGCAAAGGCUCCUGGAGCCGAACCUUCGAGAGGUGACGCCAGCAGGAGCCCCCGCAAAGAGCGGGCGCCAGAGGUGAAAGCUCCGACAGCUGCGCCCCCUGUGGUGCCAGCGCUUUAUCCGCAAGCGCUGUCGCCCCCGCCGCGGCCGUCGCUUCCACUGUCGCCAGCCCCUGGCUUGGGAGAGGAUGCGCGGGUCUCUGGCACCACGGCCUCGAAGAAUGCUCCUCCAGAGCCGCCGUAUCAGCAUCCAGUGCAAAAGCCAACUCAUCAGCCACCUCCACCACCACUUCCACCGAUUCCGCCGCCGCCGCGGGACGCGGAGGUGGUUGACAGGAGGCCCUUCGGCCGGCGGCCUCUUGGAGAGGCAUCUGCGCAUACCGCAGCCAUACGCUUGCGGCUCAACAGGCCAUAG
Messenger RNA from Symbiodinium necroappetens, 1092 nucleotides. The record is from the annotation of a GenBank genome assembly. NCBI's taxonomy places the organism in Eukaryota, Dinophyceae, Suessiales, Symbiodiniaceae.